This is a messenger RNA of Penicillium digitatum Pd1, 606 nucleotides long. RefSeq names its product HIT family protein. The record is from RefSeq and is a predicted model, not a curated record. Gene Ontology annotation, biological process: nucleotide metabolic process. Gene Ontology annotation, molecular function: catalytic activity. Lineage: Eukaryota; Fungi; Ascomycota; Eurotiomycetes; Eurotiales; Aspergillaceae.
AUGGAUUCCACUGCAUCCUCACUGUGCCCGUUCUGCAAUAUCGCCUCCUCAUAUCUCCCAAUCCCCUUCAACGACCCUGAGUCCAAUCCAGUUUCUACCGCCCCAGAUUCAGAUCCAUUGUCUCACGUUAUCCUUUCCACCGAGCGUGUUCUCGCCUUCUUGGACAUCAUGCCGCUGACACGCGGCCAUGUCAUUGUGGCGCCAAGAACUCACUACAAGUUGCUAGGUGCCAUGGGCGUUCAAGCAGGACAAGAGAUUGGGAAAUGGCUUCCUAUUCUCUCCAGGGUUGUGACGAAGACUGUAUUCGGCGAUGAUCCCGAUAGACAAUGGAAUGUUGUGCAGAACAAUGGCGAAAGAGCAGCACAGGUAGUACCCCACGUCCAUUUCCACAUCAUUCCGCGUCCUGCACAAGGGGUCAACCAAAGAACAAGCUUUGCUAUGUUCGGCCGUGGGCAGAGAGAGGAGCUCGACGAUGAUGAGGGUGCAGCUCUAGCUCGUGAAUUGAGAAUUGAACUAGCCAAGGAAGUCGAACGGAUUCUGAGGGACGAGGGUGUGGACUUGGCUGCAGAUUUAGUGCCAAAAGGAAGCCAGCGGGGAAAGUUGUGA